AUGGAUCCAGCCACAGUCCUGUCGAUGUUCAAGCAAUUGAUUGAAGAGCAAAGGAACCUCGCGUCGACAAUGAUGAAGGAACAAAGGGACAUCAUCGCGAAAAUUAUGGAUCGUGCCCCAGAGCGGGACGGAGCCGCUAAGCCAGAAGAGCAAGUGACACUCCCGAAUGUGAUGGCAGCCUUGAGCAACCGAAUCGAGAAAUUCAUUUUCGACCCUGAUGCUGACAUGAGCUUCUCAAAAUGUAACUUGGGAGGUCUCUUUGAAGCCACGACCAAGAUGAUACAAUGA
Molecule: messenger RNA, 288 nt
Organism: Haemonchus placei
Lineage: Eukaryota; Metazoa; Nematoda; Chromadorea; Rhabditida; Trichostrongylidae
Source: the annotation of a GenBank genome assembly